Molecule: messenger RNA, 1806 nt
Organism: Macadamia integrifolia
Lineage: Eukaryota; Viridiplantae; Streptophyta; Magnoliopsida; Proteales; Proteaceae
Product: phosphoglycerate mutase-like protein AT74
Exons: 2
Coding region: 708-1631 (307 amino acids)
Molecular function (GO): phosphatase activity
Source: RefSeq, a predicted model, not a curated record
UGAUUGCCAUUGGUGAUAGCAUUCCAGGUUGGCGACACAUGAACACAUCUCAUCAGGAGUUGUUGCUUUGCUAUUACGGCCGUGUCGGUUCCUCUUUAUUCUUUUGUACCCAAUUAAAAUACAUUCCACUUCCCAGCUUGAUCUUCUCUAUUCAUAUGUUGAACUUUGAAUUUGUUUACUUUUGAAAGCUUCCGCCUGCUCAUUAAUUUUGGAUUUAGAAGAUGAACAUUGAUAGGAGGGAGGGAGGAAGAUCAUAUAUGAACAGGGUUAUGCUGAUUGAUAGCUGGUAUUGUAGCGUGAAGAAAUGGAAUUCAUGAAGAUUAGUGUGUGAAUUAUGAUCUUUAUCAUCAAAAGAAGCUUAAGACUCAGAAAGGAAGAUGGAAGUGGUUUUUAUUUGAUUCUGUUAUCUCAUUUCUACCUGUCUCUCUGCUCUCCCCUACUCGGGUUUACUUGAUUGAUACAGAGCAGAAUCAUUUCUACAAAGUAAGAACUUUAGAGCACGGUUGCGAUCUAUUCUGGGCUCCUUUUUCUUUCACGGUUAGGUUGCUUUGUGAUCUGGGCUUCUUCUACUUUCUCCUGUAACCCACGAAAAGAAUCUGUAGAUAUAGGGGAUAGGGAAGAAGAAGAAGAAGAAGAAACAGCCGCAGCAGAAGAAGAAGAAGAAGCAAAAGGAGGAGGAGGAGGAGGACAAGAAGAAUAGAGAGGGAAUGGGGCAUCCACCGUCGCAUGACAAUAUUCUGCCUAAGAGAAUAAUCCUAGUGAGGCACGGAGAGAGCCAAGGCAAUCUUGACGGCGCCGCCUACACCACCACCCCAGAUAACCAGAUCCCACUCACCCCUCACGGCAUCGAACAAGCCCGACUCGCCGGCGAACGCAUCCAUCAAUUUGUCUCCGACGGUGGCGUCUCCCAAAACUGGAAGGUCUAUUUCUACGUAUCACCCUACCGAAGGACCCGUUCCACACUCCGCGAGAUCGGCAGAUCCUUCCCCAGGAAUCGAAUUCUCGGGGUUCGAGAGGAAUGCAGGAUUAGGGAACAAGAUUUCGGAAAUUUCCAAGUGGAGGAACGGAUGAAAGCCACUAAAUCCGCCCGCGAGAGGUUCGGCCGCUUCUUCUUCCGCUUUCCCGAGGGCGAAUCCGCCGCCGAUGUCUUCGACCGCCUCUCCAGUUUCUUAGAAUCGUUGUGGAGGGACAUAGACAUGAAGAGGAUUGUUCACCAUCAACGCUGCGAUGAAGAGAUAAACCUAAUCAUUGUAUCGCACGGGCUGGCGUUGCGGGUUUUCCUAAUGAAAUGGUUCAAGUGGACUGUGGAGCAAUUCGAGAAUCUAAACAAUUUCAACAACUGCGAAUGCCGGGUUAUUCAAUUGGGUUCCGGUGGAGAGUACAGUCUCGCCAUUAAUCAUUCCGAGGAAGAAUUCAUCCAAUGGGGACUUUCACCGGAAAUGAUCGCCGACCAGAAGUGGCGGGCCAAAGCCAACAAGGGGGAUUGGAAUGACAAGUGCUCCUGGUACCUUGACACCUUCUUCGAUCAUCUUCCCUGUAACUCCGACUCCGACGAUAAUGGUAAUGCCCCCUCCGACCAAAAUGGGGAAAAGGAAAACAACGCCGCCCCUGCUGCUCCUCAGUGCCGAUGACUAACCAUUCUUUUCUGACAUUUAUUGAUUAAGUUAAUCUCUACUUGACUGAUUGUAGUUAAGCAAAACACAAAAAUCAAAUUGGAAGUAAAAGCAACAACAUAUACAGAAAUUAGAUUGUAAGUUUCUCUCUACUGAUCUGUAAUAUAUUUGCUUUUAGAAUGAUUUCUACAAA